Molecule: messenger RNA, 420 nt
Organism: Necator americanus (New World hookworm)
Lineage: Eukaryota; Metazoa; Nematoda; Chromadorea; Rhabditida; Ancylostomatidae
Exons: 6
Coding region: 1-420 (139 amino acids)
Source: RefSeq, a predicted model, not a curated record
AUGUCUUCCAACGAAUACGUUCUCAGCUCACAACGAGAGCAAUAUUACCAGCAACAGCAGCAAACAACUGCGCAGGUAGCGAUCAAUCCAGCUUCUAGUCAGGGUUCCAUACAGCAACAAGCAACUGUUUCAACAGCACCGAUGUUUCGUGGUGAAAAAUGCAGUCGACCAGGAGUUACGUGUUCCAGUACCACAAGAAGAUUAGCCGCGAAAACGUGCUCAUCUACAGGUGUUCUGGAUGCAUACGAAGGACUCCGGACGGACAAGACCGCCGCCAGAGUCAUUCCAAACAAGCACUUUGCCGCUUUAGCAGGUUCAAUUUUGGACAUGGAAUGGGGAACGCACGAAGAAAGGCAGAAGGUGCUGGGUAGAUUUGUUGGCGAAAGGUACCACAUUAGAAGAAUGUCAUUUUCCAGAUGA